This is a messenger RNA of Aureococcus anophagefferens, 321 nucleotides long. RefSeq lists its product as hypothetical. NCBI's taxonomy places the organism in Eukaryota, Pelagophyceae, Pelagomonadales, Pelagomonadaceae. The record is from RefSeq and is a predicted model, not a curated record. The annotation marks the transcript as partial. Gene Ontology annotation, cellular component: membrane. The transcript has a single exon.
GUCGACGUGCUCGUCAACAACGCCGGCGCGGGCGCGUGGAAGCACGUCGAGGAGACGACGCCCGAGGAGGCCUACGGCAUGAUGGCCUGCCCCUACCAGGCCGCGUUCACGAUGACGAGCCUCCUCGUGCCGACGAUGGUCGCGCGCGCGACGGACUGCCACGUCGUCAACGUGACGUCCGCGGCGUCCGAGGUCGGCUUCCGCGGCGCCGUCGGCUACGCGACGGCGCGCUGGGCCAUGCGCGGCUUCUCGCGCAUGCUCGCCCAGGACCUGAAGCAGCUCGGCAUCGGCGUCACGCACCUCAACGCGGCGGAGAUCAGC